This is a messenger RNA of Larimichthys crocea (large yellow croaker), 4462 nucleotides long. RefSeq names its product sodium- and chloride-dependent taurine transporter. Gene Ontology annotation, biological process: amino acid transport; taurine transmembrane transport; neurotransmitter transport. The record is from RefSeq and is a predicted model, not a curated record. Gene Ontology annotation, molecular function: gamma-aminobutyric acid:sodium:chloride symporter activity; taurine:sodium symporter activity. The transcript is spliced from 15 exons. Bases 445 to 2334 code for a protein of 629 amino acids. Gene Ontology annotation, cellular component: cell projection; plasma membrane. NCBI's taxonomy places the organism in Eukaryota, Metazoa, Chordata, Actinopteri, Sciaenidae.
AGAGGAAGCUGUCUCUUUAAGAAGUUGUUGCAUGAAGCUGGUGAUUUUCCACUCAAACUGAUAUUAAAAGCGCACCAGCUCGUAGAAACAAUGCUCUCACAGACAAAUAGAUUAAAUUGUUCCACUCAGCGUUAAAACGUAGCUGGCUUACAAAACAAGGAACAACAGGCUGCUUUAGUGAAAAAAAAAACGAGGAACCCGGCAACACAUCAAGUCAGUAAAUGAGGCAGAAGUGGGAAGUGGAAAUUUACAGCCCACGUUGGUACCUGAGUUGUCUGUCCCAGUGAGGCUGUGUCCAAUCUCUUCGUUGGAUUUAAUUGUCUUUAGCCAAGGGGCGGGCCCUGGUGUCAGCUCCACUUCUUGUGACCCGUGUCGGCAUAAAGACAUUCAGCACAGAGGAAUGGUGACAGCUGAGAGAGAGGAACUCUGUACAUAGUCGCAGCCAUGAAGGAAAUCAUGGCACAAAAAGAGAAGCUCCAAUGCCUGAAGGACUUCCACAAGGACACCCUGAAACCUUCACCGGGGAAGAGCCCAGGCACACGGCCCGAGGAUGAGGCUGAAGGCAAGGCUCCUCAGAGGGAGAAGUGGGCUAGUAAGCUCGACUUUGUCCUGUCUGUGGCUGGAGGCUUCGUCGGAUUAGGAAACGUCUGGCGCUUUCCUUACCUUUGUUAUAAAAAUGGUGGAGGUGCGUUUCUCAUCCCUUACUUCAUCUUCUUGUUUGGGGGUGGCCUGCCUGUGUUCUUCCUGGAGGUUGCACUGGGCCAGUACACCUCUGAAGGAGGGAUCACCUGCUGGGCCAAGCUUUGCCCCAUCUUCACGGGUAUCGGCUAUGCCUCAGUUGUGAUCGUAUCUCUACUGAACAUCUACUACAUUGUGAUCUUGGCCUGGGGACUCUACUACCUGUUUCAAUGCUUUCAGCCAGAGCUCCCCUGGGCAAAAUGUAAACAGCCCUGGAACACAGAAUUCUGUGUAGAGGACACAGUACGCAAGAACAAGACCCUGUGGCUAGCAAGCAACAUUACCAACUUUACCUCCCCUGUCACUGAGUUCUGGGAACGUAAUGUCCUGAGCAUCUCCACUGGGAUUGAAGACAUAGGGCCCCUCAAGUGGGACCUGGCCCUGUGUCUCCUAGCAGUAUGGGUUAUCUGCUUCUUCUGCAUCUGGAAGGGAGUCAAGUCCACUGGGAAAGUGGUGUACAUAACAGCAACAUUCCCAUUUGUGAUGUUGAUUGUGCUCCUGGUGCGUGGAGUGACCCUGCCUGGGGCAUCUGAGGGGAUCAAAUUUUACCUUUACCCUGACCUGACCCGCCUACAAGAUCCAGAGGUUUGGAUUGAUGCAGGAACACAGAUUUUCUUCUCCUAUGCCAUUUGCCUGGGAGCCAUGACGUCCCUCGGGAGCUACAACAAAUACAAAUACAACUGCUACAGGGACUGUUUGCUGCUGGGAGGCCUCAACAGCGGUACCAGUUUUGUGUCUGGCUUCGCAAUAUUUUCCGUCCUGGGCUUCAUGGCACAAGAACAAGGGGUGGACAUUGCCGAUGUGGCAGAGUCAGGUCCGGGCUUGGCCUUCAUUGCGUACCCUAAAGCUGUAUCCAUGAUGCCAAUGCCAACUUUGUGGGCCAUCCUCUUCUUCAUCAUGCUGCUGCUCCUGGGCCUCGACAGCCAGUUUGUUGAAGUGGAAGGACAGAUCACCUCAAUCGUGGAUCUAUAUCCAUCCCUCCUCAGAAAGGGUUACCGACGAGAGAUUUUUAUAGCUGUGAUGUGUUUCAUGAGCUAUCUCCUGGGACUCGCCAUGGUAACGAAAGGUGGCAUGUAUGUGUUUCAACUCUUUGACUACUAUGCAGCCAGUGGUGUGUGCCUUUUGUGGGUUGCAUUCUUUGAAUGCAUUGCUGUAGCCUGGGUUUAUGGAGUUGACAACUUCUAUGAUGGUCUUGAGGAUAUGAUUGGCUACAGACCAAACCCAUGGAUGAAAUGGAGCUGGACCAUAAUCACUCCUGUGCUCUGCAUGGGCUGCUUUGUCUUCUCCCUGGUGAAGUACAAGCCCUUAACCUAUAACAAGGUGUAUGAGUACCCUGACUGGGCCAUCGGUCUGGGCUGGUGUUUGGCCCUGUCCUCCAUGAUCUGCAUCCCCAUGGUGAUGGUCAUCAAGAUCUUACAGUCUGAGGGACCCCUGAUUGAGAGGAUCAAAGCCGUGGCAGCCCCAGCAAAGUCAGGCGUGAGCUCUCGCCCGAAGGAGUACACCUUGAAGGGCAGCGAGCUGACACAGCCCCUGGACCCAAACGGGAACAAUGGCUUGAUCAAGCCCACCCACACCAUUGUAGAAACAAUGAUGUGAGCGCUCUCUGUGAGAGGAAUAAGAUUGAUGUGCUUUCUGUGUUAUUAUCAUAUUUGCUAACAUUGAUAAUGGUAGGUUUACAUUGUCCAAUAUAUUCACGUUAGAGAUACUCUGGUUUGAUUUCUAUGAAGAGUUAUAUAUUAUUGUUGUAAUUUUUUUCUCUUGUAAUUUUUAUUUUUUAUUUUUUACUAUAUCAAUAUUGUUGAUGUUACAAUUGUUGUCGCUGUAGUUGGCACUGAUCUCAGUUUAGGCAGUAUUUUGAAAUAGACAUAUUCAAUGUUUACUACCUUUCUGUUGAUUCCGGAGAGAUAUGGGAAUUUACCUUUUUCGGUGUAAGAAAUUCUCACCUCACAUAAAUUCAGUAAACUAAGCAAGUAAUUAACCGUGUAAAAGGUAGACAACGUCUAAAACGUGAGCUAACUUCUGAUCUCUUGUCGUUUUUGUUCGUCCCACGCAGUGAAAAUGAAUGUACCACGAGCAACCCUCAUCUAGCAGAGUACAUAUCUGCAACAUGUUUGGUGGCAAUAUGCAGUGUGUAGAGUUGAGGCGCAUGCAGACAGGAUCUGGUGCUGCGGUGAAAACUCCUGGUUUUUCCAUUCAUUUGAAUCGGGUAGUCUAUUUUAUUGAGCCAGAUCCAAUUUGUGGACAAACGCAGCCCAACAUCAUGCUGCGACCGCCAAUCAGAUGCUCAGAUUGGUCAAACCCCUCCACAGCUUGAAAAUGAAGCUAUCCAGGUGGAUUUAUGGACUAAACUAUGAUACUCUACCUGUUGUGUUCUGGCUUUGUUAAUUUAAUGUAGCCAGCUUCUAAACCUGUAUCUGGCUCACAAUUUACGCUGCAAAACACACUAAGAAGUUUAAUUUGGUUUGUGUCUGAUGGUUUGAGAGGGAGGGAACAAGCUUUGGUUGAAGGACAUAGACAGUGAAUGAGAGUGAGCGAGUGUCAGUAACAAGAAAGUCAGUUAAUCAGCAGAAUAAAAAAGUAUUUCCUGAUUGUUUAACCACGAUUACAUACAGCACAUAUAGACACACCUCAUUACGCACCACCGCACAACCCUGUGGCGAUUUUCUGCAAUGCCGGAUUCUGUCUGAAUGUACCUUUAAUGUUGCUUGAUGUCCUUUAAGUUGAACAAGGCCUUGGCCAAAUACUGUGAGAAAUGCAUUCAUAAAAUCAUCCAUCUUAAAAAAAACAAACAAAAAACAACAACAGUUGAGACAAAUAGUGAAAAACAGCUAAGGAAGAGGAAGUAAGGAGAAAAGGGAAGUGGCAUUUUUAGAGUAUUUGUACGCUGCCUGUGUGACUACUAUAGUCAGUCCCAGUGCAUUUAUUGAAACCUCUCUUUGCACUUUAUAUGUCGUUUCACCUUUUAUUGUAGUAUUUGUUUUUAUUGUUGCAACGUAUUGCAGUUACAUUUGCAACACAUUUCAGGAAGAAAUAUUUUUAGCUUCUAACUUUUUGAUAUUGUUAACUUUGAUAUACAGUAUCUAGUUGUCUCCUUGCUAAGACAAAAUAAGACUAGAAAUCUGACGUGAAAGAUUCUGAUUCAUAAUUAUUAGUAAGAUCUGUGAGAACAUCAUUUAAAAAGUAAAAUUACAUUUUUCUAAACAUCCUAACAGCUCUCUCCAUUGUGCUCCUUUCAGUAGCAGACGUGCUCUGCAGAACUACCACUGGAUUCUAGUUUGUAAUGUUCAGUUUAGGCAUUUUUAUUGUAGAAUUUGAAUUGUUUGUAAAUCACACAUGCCUUUUUGUAACAAUUUUAUACUGUACAUCAUAUGAACACCAUCACUGAUUAAUUAAUUUUAAAGAAAACUCAGCAAGUUGAGUCUGGAUUACAUUUUUCAGUGUGCAAUAUUCAUUGAAGCAAUGGCAUUCCCUGCUCGUUCAAAAUGCACCAUCAAAAUUUAAUGUUCGAUAACGCAACAACAGUAAAAUACAGAAUCUGAAGGAGUUGUUGUCCUAAAAACACAUGCAGGAGCCACCACAGUUACCAUGCUGCUUUGUCCGUAAAAAUCUUGUGCUACUUGGAAAAUCAAAUGUACCAAAGUAUUUUUGUCUCACAGUUGUCCCCUUUGAGAUGCAUAUUGCAUCAUUUCUAAAUAGAUUACAAAUAAACAUCUUUUUCUUUGGA